Molecule: messenger RNA, 4720 nt
Organism: Linepithema humile (Argentine ant)
Lineage: Eukaryota; Metazoa; Arthropoda; Insecta; Hymenoptera; Formicidae
Gene: loco
Product: locomotion defects
Biological process (GO): regulation of G protein-coupled receptor signaling pathway; signal transduction
Cellular component (GO): cytoplasm; plasma membrane; nucleus
Molecular function (GO): GTPase activator activity; protein binding
Source: RefSeq, a predicted model, not a curated record
CACCUUCUCUAGCCUCCUCAAUCAAAGCAUUCCAAAACAUUUGCUCAUAAAGUUCGCUAAUUCGCAAAGUUCCGAGAACGAUCAACGUAAAGUAGCAUCUGUUUGUCAUUUCUGGUUUGCACAAGAUUUUUAUCAAUUUUCAGCCAACGGAUAUCAGGAUUGGCGCGACCUACGAAUGAUCGAAGAGAAAGUGGGCGUACCAAAGACUUAUUCGGAAACUAAUUCUCGAUUGACAACCCGUCCUGGCGAAAUGUCACGCGGAGAAUGCACAUUGUAAGCGCGUGAAGUGUGAAUUAUGGAGCCGGGAAAUCGCUGCGAGAUAUUCGGCAAAGGUGGUAAACGUGCGCACCGUCUCGGGGAUCCCUCCUGACGUGCCCGAAACGCAAACAUGCACCAAAGCAGACGGAAGAAGAAGCGAGUGAAUUACGGCGUAAGAGCGGUCGAGGUGAUCCGUGGCGCAAAAGGCUUUGGCUUCACGAUAUCGGGCCAGCAACCAUGCAUACUGAGCUGCAUUGUGCAAGGCAGUCCGGCGGAGAGUGCCGGUCUGCGUUCCGGCGAUUAUCUGGUUGCUGUAAACGGCCACAAUGUCAGCAAGGUGCCGCACGACGACGUGGUGCAGUUAAUCGGCAACUCCGAGGGGCUGCUGCGACUGCAGAUUGCCGAGAACUAUUACUCGGAUUCCUCAGACGAGGAAGGGUUGGCCACUGUAAGAUCCAAACCCAAAUAUGCCCACAAGCCGCGGGCCACUAACGCGAGUGCUUUGCAGUUGCAAUGCAGGGCAGCAAAGGUAGUCAGAGAUUUGCAGAGUGGAGCCAUGUUUCAUGCGACUGGUGGUGCGACUUCUGAAAGUAAAGAUCAAUACAAUUACUCUGGCUUGCAUUAUCGUUGGAAUAUGACAAGUCCGCUUCCACCACCGCCGCCUCCGGUAUCUCAUAAGCGUGAUUCUGAAAAGAUAGUACAUAGAACAGUUGUAGGCUAUCUUGGUACUAUCGAUAUACCGAAUCAGUUGCAUCCAUCGAGUAUGAUGCAGGUUUUAAGAAAAUGCAUUAAGAGACUAAAGGCAGAGAAGCGAAAUCCUACUACCGUUCUUCUCACCAUUCAUGUUGCCAAUAUUAAACUUACCAAUUCGGAGAAUCGUAUUAUUGCUGAAUAUCCUUCGUAUAGGAUAAUAUUUUGUAAUUCCUUUUCCGAACAAGAUAAGCAGUAUUUUGGAAUUUUAACUAAAUCCAUGAAGAACACGGACGACAUUGUCUCCAAUUCGUGUCAUGUUUUCACUAUUUAUUAUAAGUUAAUCGAUCACGAGGUGCAUUCCAGUGCAUGUAAUGUGUUUGGAUUUACGUGUACAAAAUCGUCAGAAUUGAACGUUUGUCAAGAAUUCCCUGAUAGUUGUACAAGCCUUAUUGGUGCCAUACAGACAUUGUAUAUAUCCGAUUGUGCAAAUGGAGAAACGAAUCCGUACAACGAAGCACGCAUACGUCUAGAGACUGCUUCUCCCCAGCCAAGCAACAUCAGCACAUCGACUGCUCAUUCGAGCAACAGUGAUUCUGGAAUUGGUUUUAAAGACGACUACGGCAGCUGUUCCGGCAAAAAUACAGCAAAUGAUUGUGGACGAAGAAGACAAUCCGCUUCUCAUAUGCAAUAUAGGAAUGUAAACGCACGAUCAUCCAGAGAACCUGUCAAUGAGGCUGCAGGACACCGAUUGGCAGUUCGUGCAACAUCGGAAGCUAGAUGGAAUAAGGAAUUUAAAUUUGAUCCUUCUAAAGAGAUGCGACACACGGCGGGGAGUGGGGAGAGCACAACCACCACCUGCGCCGUAACAUCUGCCUCUGCUAUGGCGACACGCAGCGCGUUGGCCAGUAUGUCCGUUGGUUCGCUCGCAUCCGUUUGCACCACGGCGUUGCUUGACGGCAUCGAGGACGCCGCGGAAUCAUCGAAAACGCCGGAAAAGCUGAAGCGUCUCAUGGACACUACAAAUAAACUCAGCCCGAAAGUGUACUGUGGCCAGGUGACCAAAUCGCUCGUGCACAGUUUGGAGGAUAUCAAUUCCAGCAUGGAUUACGCGAGAUCGUCCUACUGUCACUCGUAUUCCGGCAAGUCUGACAAGCCUCGUCCAUGGGGAAGUCUGCAGGAGAUACGGAACAGCGUCUCGGACAAUUGCAUAUAUGGCAGUACAGAGUCCUGUGACAAAAACAAUGACUGCAAAGGAGUACACACAUGGGCAAAUGGAUUUGAAAAGUUGCUGGAGGAUCCAAAGGGCUUGCAAACAUUUGCUGAGUUUCUCAAGAAGGAGUUUAGUCAUGAGAAUAUAUACUUUUGGGCUGCUUGUGAGAGAUAUAAAGAUACUAAAGAUGCUGUUAUGCGCCGUCGAUUAGCUUGUCAGAUAUAUCAGCGUCAUUUAUCUAACACAGCCGCCGAGCCAGUAAACGUUGAUAGCCAUGCGGCAGGACAAAUCACCCAAGAAUUACUCGAUGAAGCACCCGCGGAUCUAUUUUUGCAGGCUCAAAAACAAGUAUUCAACUUAAUGAAGUUUGACAGUUACCCAAGAUUUUUACGAUCAGAACUUUAUCGUGCCUGUUUGGAAGCAGGAAACGCCAUAGUUGAUACAGAAGACUGUGAUCUACAUCUUACAAGUUCACCUAGUGUAAAAUUAAAAAAAAGUCAUUCUGACGCGGAAGAUCGUUGUCGAAAAUCGAUUCUUCCCUGGAAUAGAAAAAAUAGAUCUAAAUCGAAAGAUCGUGGUGAAUCCGAAUACAAUAAAGUUCCCAGCCGGGGUGAAACUAUAUACAAAAGCUUUACAACUAUUAAGAGAGAAACAGAAGGCAACAAUAAUGAAGAUACCGUGUCGAUAUCCAGUAGUCGGUCAUCAUUAGCAUCAUGGGAUUUGGCGUUACGGCAGUCAUUUAAUAAGCAUUCUAUGUCAUCUUGCGAUGGACAAACAAACGAAAAGAAAGAUGCUCGCAGUAAAUGCACGGGAUUGUGUCGGGUAAUAUUGCCUGAUGGAUCUACUACAGUAGUGACAACUAGCCAAACCGAGAGCAUUAAAGAUGUGGUUACCCGCCUUCUCGAUAAACGAGCUCUACGAUAUUCUAAUUAUGACGUUCUGAUACUAGCAACAGAUGAGAUGGUAGACACGAAAUAUUCUUCGUCAGUAUUAGCGGGUCAGGAGGUGGAGGUCGUUCUUACAAAGGUCUUAAAGGUGGAAUUACCUUCGCGAAGGAUAAUAAGUGUUAUUGCGCACAAGGGCAAAACUGUGAAAGAAGUUCUGAGACCUCUUCUAAAUAAAUAUGGCUUCAAUUUAGAUUUAAUUAGUAUUUGGAGCGAAGGCCAUUGUAUUCCUAUGGACAUUAUGGCUAUUAAUGCUCCGGCACGACUUAUUGUAGUGGCGAAUGAAGAAGAUUUUCAACGAGAAUUGCAUACUGCCAAAUAUUUGGACGAAGUACCGCAUGCACAGCCGACUUUGGAUGAAAUUACUAAUAAAGUAUUUGAGGAACUCUUAGUUGGGAAAAGUAGAAGUAAAUAUCAGUAUAGCGAAGGAUCAUGUAAGUCUGACGAUCAACGUUCGGAAGGAUCUUCUAUACUGUCUAGCAAAUUCUUUCUGCGAGAUUCGACAAUUCAUGGAAAGAAGAAGGCAAAAUCUAAAUGUUGCAAUAUCAGUGAGAAAGGUAAUACGAACGACUGUAUACACGAAGGGGCACCUGUUAAAUCUCAGCCUCCACUUAUCGCAAAGUGGCGUAACGGCGUGAAAUUGCAACUUCCGGGCAGAUUCGAUGGAGACGAUUUAUAUGAGGGGUUGAAAAGAGCGCAAAGAUCGAGACUGGAGGACCAGAGGGGGACGGAAAUUAACUUCGAGUUACCAGAUUUUUUGAAGAACAAGGAGAAUGGCAAACCGUCGGGUUCUAACAAGAUGCGAAGAACUCGAGUGAUGUCGGCCAAUUGCGAGGGUACUGCGAAGUUUUACGAUUCUAGCGAAGAUAAGCAAAGCUGCAGCGGAUACGAAUAUCCCGCUCACGUAACAAACGGAGCUGUAAACGAACGAUUCUCAGCCUUGGUUAGUAUUACGGAGCCUUUAAGUAAGUGCCUUGACAAUUCAUACACUCUAGACGGCGAUAGAACGUUAGUGGACGGGGAUCAGACUAUCAUAGAGAACGGUAGUAAUUCCCAACCGAACAGUCCGCACUCGGGAAGCUACGGCACGGACGUGUCACGCGCGAAAUUAUCGAAACCUCCGCCCUUGCCGCCGAAACCUAAAAAUCUCGUCGUGAAUGUAGUGAAAGGCGGAUACCUUAUGUCUCCCAAAACUUUGCAAAGGCCUAAUCAUGUGAUCGAAUAAGAGAAAUUGAAUUCCCCGAAGAGAAAAAUAUUUUUAAUUAACAUAACGUUUCUUUUGUAAUAUAUUUCAUGUGAUGAUACAAUCAGCCGUUUGAACGACGACGAUAUGAUACCUGAGUAAAGCUCUAUACUAUAUUACUGAAUUAUUGCAAGAGAUGACUUCGUUUACGUUUACUUGGACGGAGAAUGUAGAAAUAUUGCUACCUGCAUUCCUUAUUAUGUGUUUCUUUUUAUCAUAUAUACACAUUCCGCAAUUUAUCCCGCAGAUCUUAUCCCGAAAAACGUUCUGUCCUGUCUGUGCCUUAACUCUAGAAUGCUAUUGUAAAUUAAUUAUAUAUGUACUAUUUUUUUAAUAGUAUAUGUCAACUUUUUAAAAAUAUCUUUGUUCUUU